ACAGAGCCCCCAGAGCGGGUACAAAGACAGGCCUGUCCGCGGGGGCCGGGGCGGAGCCGGGUCGCGGAGGCCGGCGGACGGCACCCGGGGGUGGGGAGCAGCGGCGUGCGGAGGGGGUCGCGGUGGGGUCCGCGCGUAGCGAAGCCGGUGGCGGGUGCCGCGCGCUUUUCGGUUGGGCAGCUCGCCUGCGGGAUCCGCUAGCUGACGAUCCCCGGGAUGAAGGGGAACACGGGCGGGACAGGUUAGAGCCGAGACCCGAAGAUCGAUUGGCGCCUCCGCCCACCUUCCCUCCACGCCUUCCUGAAAGACAGGUCCGAACCGCUCCUGGAUCCAAACUCGUAGAAGGGCCAGGAGACAAAAUGUCCUCAAAUCUAUUCCCGGCAGCACAGAAUUCUGCAGAUAAAGGAAAUGAUGACACAAUCAAAAAGGACAGGCCUUAUAAAAUCUUUUUCAAAGACCUCUUUCUUUUUAAAGAAAAUGAAAUGGCAGCAAAGACAAGGGAAAAAGCUAAGAACCGUAGCAUGAAAAUCCACCAGAAGUCGACUUUUUCAUCCCGAAUGAAGAGUCGUUCACACCUGAGCCAAAUAGCUUACCGCUCUGAAACAAGCGGCUCAUUUGAAAAAUAUGGGCUAGAUCCCAGUCUCAUUCUCAGAUUAACAGACGGUUCAGACACAAAAAGGAGUGUUCAUGAAUUUAUUAAUGACCAGAGAGACAGAUUUCUGCUUGAGUACACUCUGGCAACCAAAAGAAACACAAUUAAAAAGUUUGAAAAACACAUAGUAAGGAAAGAAAGACAACUCACAAAAGCCGAAAAAAAACUCCAGGAUGACGCAAUGGCCUUUGAAGAGUUCCUUCGAGAGAAUGACCAGCGAUCUGUAGAUGCUCUUAAAAUCGCAGCACAAGAAACAAUAAACAAACUCCAGAUGACGGCAGAGCUGAAGAAAGCAACUAUGGAGGUUCAGGCUGUGAAGAGCGAAAUAUCAAAAGCAGAAUUCCUCCUUAGUGAGUACAUGAAAUAUGGGUUUUUUCUGCUGAAAUUGUCUCCAAAGCAUUGGCAAAUCCAGCAGGCACUGAAAAGAACACAGGCAAAAAAUAAAGCAAGCACCAUCCUUCCAAAACUAUUAACAAAGCUCACAUUACAGCCAAGUAAAAAAGAAGACAGCCUGCAGGAUUCCACGCAGACAUCAGUCGUUUCAGAAGACUCUUCUCAGGGAAAAAGUCCCCAAGCAAAGUCACUCAAGCGGUUCACUGCCACCCCAGAGAAAACAAAAUCAGUGGUAUCAAGCCAGGCUGAAAGCAUCACUUCAGAAGACAGUUCAGAAUUAGCUUUGGAUGAUACAGACUUUGAGCUGGAGCCAGUGCUUUAUUUCAAAGAGCCAGAAGAAUUACUUGCAGUCCUUACAGAGCUGGAAGAGCAGAAUCUUACUUUGGUCCAAUAUUCCCAGGACGUAGAUGAAAAUCUUGAAGAUGUAAACAAAAGAGAAAAAGUGAUACAGGAUAAAAUAAAUACCAACAUAGAGUUUCUUUUGGAGCACAAGGAAAUGCUAAAGGCUAACUGUGUGAGAGAAGAGGAAAAAGCAGCAGAAUUGGAAUUAAGGGCCCGGCUAUUUAGUUUUGGAGAAUUUAAUUCAGAAACUCAGAAGCAGGAAGUGCAGCAGAAUGUUACCUGGAGAACGAUUUGCAUUGCCCAGCAGUUUAUUGAGCUCCUCUUAGCUGCGAAUGCCCCGCAUACCCGGGUAACAAUGGAGAAAGAGGAGAACAAUGUUCUUAUGGUCCCAGGACAUGUUACCUUCAAGCUCAAGAGUAUCUACCAGCGGUUAAAACAGCGCAGUGUCGAGGAAAAACUGAUAGAUUCACUUAGUAGAAAAAUUAAUCAAGUGUACAGAGUCUGCAUUGGAGAUGCGGAGGUUGGCAGCCUCAACCCAGUUCAAAAGCUGGUAAAAGUAGAAUCUCGCCUGGUGGAAUUAAGUGACCUCAUAGAAUCCAUUCCGAAAGAAAAUGUGGAAGCAAUUGAGAGGCUGAAACAGAAAGAACGGCGGCAAAAGUUGCGUGAAGAGAAACUGAAAGAAAAACAAAAACACCAGGAGGAAAGGCUAAAAGCUGCUCUGGAAAGAGCAGUAGCACAACCAAAGAAAAAGUUGGGAAGACGACUUAUGCAUCGUUCAAAACCUCCGUCUGGUAACAAACGUAAACUACUUUUAGGCCAGGAUACAAGAUCAAAAAUACAAGAGGAAGAAUUUUUUUUUACUUGAAAAGGAGCAGUUAAGACAUUUCAUUGCCAGAAUGUUUUAGGUAUAUUUUGUAGAUUUUGGCUUUCAGUAAUGGCAACAUUCUGCCCCACAUAUUAGCCUCAUCAAUUUGAGGAAGACAGACACUUAUUUUAAGAGCUAUAGGAUUAAGAAAUGAGCUAUUUUGUUGAAGCCUUCCAGUAUUUAUAUCGUGAAAUAUUACUCUACAUAGCUAAACAUUUAUAGCUAUACUUUGAGUUGUCUCAGGGAUACAAAUCCAAAUUUACUGAUAAAACGAUAUGAUAAAUGACUAUUCAAGUAUAAUAGCCAUUUUCCAAUAACAUGAGAAUUUAAAUGACAUUUUCUCAACUCCUUUGUAGGGAAGUUCAUAGCAUUUGGUUAUCACUAUAGAAUAUACAUUUUAACAAUAUAUAACUCCAAAAUAUCCGGGUUUAAAACUUAAGUAAAAACCACUAGAUUAUGGUCUCAGAACAUAAUUGUGAGACUGGUUCCUAUUUUACAUUAAGUUCUCUUCAGAAAACUUUAUUCUCUUAAGUGAACAAACCAUAUGUAUGCCUUCAGCAUAAAUAUAAGUCCACAGUUUUGUUUGUGCCCCAUCGCCACAAUCAUUUUAAGUUAUGGAUGAUGUAUCCAUUUUGGCUAUAAUGUGCAUUUACAUCAAUAUAAAUUAACAUGUAAUUUAUUAAGUAAAAUAUAUAUUAGCACUAAGAAAAUGUUUACUUUAUACAUGUAAAAUGUGGUUCAAAAAUAACUUGAAAAGAAGAAGUUGCUU
This is a messenger RNA of Nycticebus coucang (slow loris), 3021 nucleotides long. RefSeq names its product coiled-coil domain containing 38 (gene CCDC38). The transcript is spliced from 17 exons. Gene Ontology annotation, cellular component: centrosome. The record is from RefSeq and is a predicted model, not a curated record. Lineage: Eukaryota; Metazoa; Chordata; Mammalia; Primates; Lorisidae. Bases 360 to 2252 code for a protein of 630 amino acids.